Messenger RNA from Paramormyrops kingsleyae, 1791 nucleotides. RefSeq names its product UTP3 small subunit processome component (gene utp3). The record is from RefSeq and is a predicted model, not a curated record. Gene Ontology annotation, cellular component: small-subunit processome; nucleolus. NCBI's taxonomy places the organism in Eukaryota, Metazoa, Chordata, Actinopteri, Osteoglossiformes, Mormyridae. Gene Ontology annotation, biological process: maturation of SSU-rRNA from tricistronic rRNA transcript (SSU-rRNA, 5.8S rRNA, LSU-rRNA).
CAAAAUGUUUGCGCAUUACGUAAUACGUAACGUGUAAAACGUAACACGUAGCGUAGCGCUUGCUGGACCAAUAGAAAAUCUGUAAGCUUUCCAAAGCAGAAACGUGGGGUCCGAAGGCUUCAGGAGUAGGCAGCAGCAUGGUCAGAGCGAGAAGGGCCGUCCGCCGGCCAAAGGCGAAGAAGGCGGAGCAAUAUGACAGCGAUGAUUCCGCUACUUACCGGGACGUGCCAGUCCCCGACAAGAAAUCCUCUGAAUACAUAGAAGAUGAAAUCGACGAGUUCCACAAUAAGAGGAUCUCGAAUCUCCUUGCACGUGGAAUACAAGCGGACAGUGACCAGGAGGACAUUGAGGAUGAGGAUGAGGUGAUGGCCCUGGAUGACUCUGAAGAGGAUGAGGAGGAGCAAGAGGUGGGUGAAGAUGAAAAAGAAGAGGAGGAGGAGGAGACAGACAUGGAGAGUGACCUUGAAGGAAAGAAAGAGGAUGACCUCCCCAGUGAUAUGGCUUGGGGGCGCAGGAAGAAGAUGUACUACGAGUCCGAUUAUGUCACAGUCAAGGGGAAAUCUAAGGAGGAAGCAGAUGCUGAAGACCUGGAGGAAGAGGAAGAGGCAAAGAACAUCCAGAAGCGCUUGGUGGGGAGUCUGAGUGAGGACGACUAUGACCUGCAUCUCCUUCAGGAGCUUGGAGGGGAGGGAGAGGGAGAGGUAGAGAGAAGCCUGGAGAAGGAGAAAGAGAAGAUCGUGAAGGACCUGAAGCAAAUGUCUCACAAGGAGAAGGUCAAGCUCUUGAAGAAGGAAUCUCCAGAGCUUCUGGAACUGAUCCAGGACUUCAAGGCCAAGCUGACGGAGCUCCGGGACGAGUUGCAGCCUCUUCUGAAAAUGGUUAAGGAUGGGCAUAUCCCUGCGGGAAAGGGAGCAGAAUAUCUCAAGACCAAACAGCAACUGUAUUUGAAUUACUGCACCAAUGUGAGCUUCUACCUGGUGCUGAAGUCCAAGCGAAUCCCAGCCCACAGCCACCCCGUGAUCGAAAGGCUGGUCUCCUACCGAAACCUCAUAAAUGAACUGUCCCCAGUGGAUGCCAGACUCGCCCCCCAGUUGCGCCGUCUGCUAUCAGAGACCCAGCAGGGCACAGCUGUCAGGAGGACCACUGACGCCCCCAGGAGGAAGGGUACUGGAGACGGUGAGUCAGAAGCUGAGGAGGAUUCUGACUCCGAGCUGGAUGAAGAGGCAGCCCUGCGUGCCUACAGGGAGGUUGAGCGGAGGCUGAAGCUGAAAAGGACAGCCAAAAAGCUGCAGCCGGAUGAGGCAGAGGAAGAGGAGGAAGAGGAGCCAGACCUGGACCCAGAUGCCAAGAGGGGUAUCACUUACCAGAUGGAUAAGAACAAAGGCCUCACUCCAAAGAGGAAGAAGAUUGAUCGCAACCCCCGAGUCAAAUACAGGGAGAAGUUCAGGAAGGCUAAAAUCAGAAGGAAGGGCCAGGUUCGUGAGGUGCGCAAGGAGGAGGUUCGGUACGGUGGAGAGCUGUCUGGGAUCCGUGCCGGAGUCAAGAAGAGCGUCAAGCUUAAGUAAGACUCAAGAGCGGUGCCAGACUGCGUGUAUGGAGCUGGCUGUCAUGUGGCUGAGCUGGAAAAGUCACAAGGAUCAGUGGUUUAAAAGUGAGGCUGUUGGCCAUGGCCCUGAGGGGGGCCACUUUGUGGCAAUAUUAUUAUUUUUUUUUAAUUCAUGGACAUUCAGAACUCCCUUCCACUCCCUGUUUGUCAUAUUUUACACUUUGACAUUAAACAUCUUUGCUGAA